Molecule: messenger RNA, 932 nt
Organism: Closterium sp. Naga37s-1
Lineage: Eukaryota; Viridiplantae; Streptophyta; Zygnematophyceae; Desmidiales; Closteriaceae
Source: the annotation of a GenBank genome assembly
UGGCAUUGCUGGGGGGCAAAGGCAGCGGAGAUGCAUCGGCGACGGGGGAUGGCAAGAGCACGCGGUUCCUGAUCAGCAACUUCGGGCUGCCGGGCCCCGUGCCAUGGGAGUGGAUCCGCGAGAGCGUGCAGCAGAAGUUUACGCUGGACGGCCACGUGCAGGUGAUCAACCAGUUUCUGAACAAGGACGCGGCAGACUCGGGCGCCAACGCGUACGAGUGGACAACCAGCCGCAUCGACCAGCAGGCCGCCAUGGCCCGGCGCCGCGACACGGGCUUCGGGUCGUACGGGCCGAACGUGACGGGGUCGUUUUACUCGGCGUUUGAGAAGUACCCGCUGGCUGAGAAGAGUGUGCUGGUGGUGGGCAGCCAGUGGCCGUGGGUGGAGGCGAUCUGCCUGGGCUUCGAUGCACACGCCAUCACGACGGUGGACUUCAACCGGCCCGUGGCGUCCCAUCCGAAGCUGCGGCAGCUGGUGGUGGGCGAGCUGGAGGGCAGCAGCGAGACGUGGGACGCCGCCGUCUCCUUCUCCUCGCUCGAGCAUGAUGGGCUCGGCCGCUACGGCGACCCCAUCAACCCCAACGGCGACCUCCAACGCAUGCAGAAGCACUCCAGCCCUUCCUACCCUUUCACCUCCCAAUGCCACGCUGUGGGUGGUUCUUUCCAUGCACGCCCUUUUCCCGCCACUCCUGUUGUCCCUCGCCAGAUCAAGGGGUUACUGAAGCCAGGGGGGCUGCUGUUCCUGGGCGUGCCCACGGGCAACGACACGCUGGUCUUCAAUCGCCAUCGCAUCUACGGGCCCAUCCGCAUGCCGCUGCUCAUCGCAGGCUUUCACCUGCUCGACGUCUUUGGGGUUAGCAGCCUGGAACGCCUUUACCGCGAGAAUGUUAAAGCCGACAUUGUCCAACCGCUCCUUGUGCUCCGUCGUGAUUAG